AAAGCAGAAGAAAAAUUCGGGGAUUGUUUGACAGUCCAAUCGAAGGCGGUAUUUAUUUGUUGACCGUAGGGCUCAGCCACGCUCGCCAAAUCGCUCCUUCUUCCUCUCCUACUUCUUUCCCGCGUCUGCAACUCAGACCUAAAUUCCCUCUUCUCUGUAUUGCUACCACAUCACAGGAAUAUGAUUAAGCUAUUUAAAGUCAAGGAGAAGCAGAGAGAACUUGCUGAAAAUGCUAUUAAUGGGAUACCUACAAAGAAGCAAAGUGCUGGGGAGUUACGUCUUCACAAAGAUAUUAGUGAGCUGAAUCUACCGAAAUCAUGUAACAUAACCUUUCCCAAUGGCAAGGAUGACCUCAUGAACUUUGAGGUGUCAAUACGACCUGAUGAGGGAUAUUAUUUAGGAGGCACAUUUUUUUUCUCCUUUACAGUUUCCCCCAUCUAUCCGCAUGAAGCACCUAAAGUCAAAUGCAAGACAAAGGUUUACCAUCCGAACAUUGACUUGGAAGGAAAUGUGUGCCUCAACAUAUUGCGGGAGGAUUGGAAGCCUGUUCUCAAUAUUAACACUGUUAUUUAUGGACUCUACCAUCUGUUCACGGAACCAAAUGAUGAGGACCCACUGAAUCACGAUGCUGCUGCAGUUUUAAGGGACAAUCCCAAGUUGUUUGAAUCCAAUGUGAGAAGGGCUAUGGCUGGGGGUUACAUGGGGCAGACCUUUUUCUCACGUUGUAUGUAACACGCACUCUUCAUCCUUCCCGUUCAUCUUUUCCUGCGCUGUAUGUAGCUAGCUUUCGUCUCUUGGUACAUCAAGUGCUCGUUUAGAGAUAUCACCUACCCAAUGGACUUAGUGAUGUUAAUGUGUAACAUUUCUUAUUGUUAGUGUUAACAUGGUUAUAUUUUCCGCAAUAUUUUGGA
This is a messenger RNA of Cucurbita maxima (winter squash), 911 nucleotides long. Its product is annotated as NEDD8-conjugating enzyme Ubc12-like. Gene Ontology annotation, molecular function: NEDD8 transferase activity. Gene Ontology annotation, biological process: protein neddylation. The transcript has 6 exons. Gene Ontology annotation, cellular component: nucleus. Lineage: Eukaryota; Viridiplantae; Streptophyta; Magnoliopsida; Cucurbitales; Cucurbitaceae. The record is from RefSeq and is a predicted model, not a curated record. Bases 181 to 732 code for a protein of 183 amino acids.